GUAACUAACUAGCGGUAUUUAUUCAGAAAAAGGUGGCAUCACAUAUUUCGAUUAGCAAAUUCGAAAUUUCUAGUAUUCGGAAGUUUGUCGUUUUCUAAUCUCUUUAAUUUGCCAUUGUUUAAAAUGCCAACAUUUAUUCUGAAUACUAAUGUUUCCAAAGACAAAAUUCCUGGAGAUUUCUUAAAGAAUACUGCAAAAUUAGUUGCAGAAGUUCUCAAGAAACCGAUUUCGUAUGUUGUUGUUCAUGUUAAUCCUGACCAGAUGAUAUCUUGGGGUGGAACCUCAGAUCCUUGUGCAAAUGCAACAUUGGGAAGUAUUGGAAGUUUGGGUACAUCUGAAAAUGUGAAAAUAUCAAAAGCUCUGUUUGAACAUGUAAAGGAUAACCUUGGCAUAAAAGCAGAUAGAAUGUACAUCACCUAUGUAGACUUGGAACGAGCUAAUGUUGGUUACAUGGGAACAACAUUUGCUGAUAUGUAACUCAUUUUGUGUAUUAUUUUAAAACUUAUUUCUAUAUAUUGCUUUAAUCAUAUGAUUUGGAAUAAGUAAUGCAUUAGAUAUUUCAGAAUUCUGAUUUGGUGUAUUGAAAUAAUCAUCUGGGUUUAUCACUUAUUUUCAUAUAAAUAAAACAGUUUAAUUUGA
Molecule: messenger RNA, 639 nt
Organism: Argiope bruennichi
Lineage: Eukaryota; Metazoa; Arthropoda; Arachnida; Araneae; Araneidae
Product: macrophage migration inhibitory factor homolog
Exons: 4
Coding region: 124-477 (117 amino acids)
Molecular function (GO): phenylpyruvate tautomerase activity; cytokine activity
Source: RefSeq, a predicted model, not a curated record